AUGGAUGAGUCUAAUAUACAAAGGAAAUCACUGCCCGUGGAAAAUAGCUGCUCAUUGAUAACCAAAUUGAAUAAUUCUGUUUGUACUAAUACCAGUUCUUAUGAAGAAACUUCCCCUGAAAACUGCUCAGUAGAUCAUGAAGCAGAUUUGAAGCACUCCAGAGAGGGUAGAGGGGGUGAGGAGCUGUCAGCUGAACUCUUGGUUGCUCUUCAACGUUGUCUCUUGGGCGGUAAAAGUGGAUCUGGUGCUGGAAUUGAUCUCUCCUCUCUGGUAGUUGUGGAAGGAAAGAUCUGUUGGGAUCUUUACAUCAACGGCCUUGUUGUUAGUUCAGAUGGGAAUCUGCUAGAUGCCCUAGGUACUGCUAUAAAGUAUUAUGUGGCCAAAGAAAAGUCCAGUGGCAUGACUUAUCUUUUAAAGAAACUGAUGUUCCCAAAGGCUGCUUUGAGCAAUACAGGCAUCCCAAAAGUAAAUGUUGCAGCUGGUGCAUCAGGUGAUGAGCAACCAGAGGUUGACGUAAGCGAUGAGGAAUUUCUGCAAUUUGACACAUCUAGGGUCCCUGUAGGCAGGCACUAUAUUGUAGAUGCCACUUCAGAAGAGGAAUCACAAAUGUGCUUGGCUGUUUCUAUUUCCAUCAAUAGGCAAGGCCGCAUUUGUGGGUUGACAAAACGGGGAGGUGCCGGCCUAGAUCCAAGCAUCAUUCUUGACAUGAUAUCUGUGGCAAAAACAGUAAGUGAGCAGCUGAUAAACACAUUGGAUUCUCAUAUAGCUGCUGCUGAAGCUGGCGAAGAGGAGUCGUGA
Molecule: messenger RNA, 798 nt
Organism: Prunus armeniaca (apricot)
Lineage: Eukaryota; Viridiplantae; Streptophyta; Magnoliopsida; Rosales; Rosaceae
Source: the annotation of a GenBank genome assembly